GGCCACUUGGCCUUAGUCAAAACCAAUUUCAACUAAAUCCGGUGUCAUUGCGCCCUGUAAACUAACCGGAUUGAUAAAUUGAAUACAUAGAACACUCCUUGGGCUGUUUUUGCUCAGAGUUUAUAUCGGAAGUUUAUUGUUAUUGUAGAGAACCGGUUGGCGUGUCAAGGAUCCUCUGUUCAGUCACUUCUCCUUCUGUACUUUAUCAAAUUUAUUUAUUAAUUUAUCAUCCAUACAUUUCCCACUCUUCCUGCAUUUUCUUUAUUCUCCUCUCAUGGACUGGCUCAUCUUUUGGGGCAUAAUAGUGUCCUUGACAUCUUCCUUUGCUCAAAGUCUCGGUUUAUCCUUACAGCGUCUUUACUAUUCUCAUGUACAGCAAAGAACCAGACGGAAGAAAUAUCUAGGCAUGGGCCUGUUUCUGGGAUCCAAUAUUCUAGGCAGUGCGUUUCGAAUUGCAACUUUGCCGAUGAUCUUACUGGCUCCUUUAAAUGCAGCGACUCUUGUGUUCAAUGCUCUCUUAGCUAGCUGUCUCUUGCAUGAACCGGUGUGCCGUCAAACUCAGGUUGGCACAUGUUUCGUCGUUCUCAGUUCACUGAUGCUGAGCUACGUAGUUGUUCACCACGACGACUACUUCACCGCAGAGGAGCUUUUUCAGUUACUUCGUAGUAGAUCUUCUCAGAUAUUUUUCUUUCUUCAGCUUGGUCUUGUAUCCUUGGUCAUUGCUGCGUUUGCGGUCUGCCUACGCUUGCGCGAAAAGAUUGGAAGAGUUUACAACACAACCUCUGGACUGCUUUUGGGAUUUAUCAGCGGAACGUUGUCUGCCCAUUGUUUACUUUGUUCAAAGAUCAUUGCCAUUACAAUAACUGAAUGUGUAACUUCUGGCGAAUGGGACUUGCUGGAAAGACCAGAGCCCUGGCAGUUAUUGUUUUUACUCGUCGUUAUGGGCCCGACACAUCUAGUCGCUCUCACGUCUAGCUUGUCCCGACUCUCACCUUCAGUGGUUUAUCCCUUCACAUUCUGUACGUACAGCUGUACGGCACUUGUUGAUGGAUUGGUCUUUCUUCAGCGCCGUAUGCCUCCAACUGACUUGACGAUUUUAUUUUCAAGUACCUUGGUGCUCCUAUACGGCGUUUUUCUUCUGUCGACACGAGGCGAAAUUGAGGAGAAUCCAAAUGCCUUUUACGGUCAAAUUAUUACAGCCCAGGCGCAUCAUCUCGGUGAACCUCCACUGCUACCAUUCAUGGAUGAAAUUGAGGAUGAAGAAGAUACUGGCGAUGACAGUGAGAACGGAAAUGAAAACGUACGCGCGGAAAACACUGCUGUACCUACGGGUGAAACAGUUUCUUCAAACGCUUAAAAGCUUCAUUCGCUUCACACUACUGCUAUGAAUCAAUGGUCGAGACAAGAAGGUUUCAUUUGUGUACAUAUAUUUAGGAACAGGCGUAAUCAAUUAUAGGUAACUUUGUCAUUAACCUUGCAAGAAACAACAACGGUGGAACAAUAGAAAAUCGGAAGCAUGAAUGCUUAUGAAGGACCCUCACAUGAAUGAAAUUAACAGAGGAGAGAAAGUGGGAAAACUGGAGAGUUGGGGAAACGAACGACGAAAAAGGAGAAGAAAAGUGUGUUUCCAAAAUGUAUAAGGUUCGUUUUCCUGCUAAUUAGUGCGGUUAAUGGUUGACAAUAAUGUGAUUAGAAAAAGGAAAAAAGGAAAUGAGAAAGAGGAUCACCAAAUAGCCAGUGGUUUUAAGUGUCGAAAUGGACAGCCCAAGAAUACGUAAAUAAUGUUCGCAAGACACUCAUUAUAGUAGUUCAACUAUAACGUUCAUGCAUCGGCAUAAUUGAAUAGCCCCAGGGUUGUGCGGGUGCGUAAUUCGAUGCUUGCUGAUUCAUCGUGUUAGGGUUGUUUAUAGCAUAGCCAGUUGUUGGCAUCGUAGGGAUGGAAGGUG
Molecule: messenger RNA, 1946 nt
Organism: Schizosaccharomyces japonicus yFS275
Lineage: Eukaryota; Fungi; Ascomycota; Schizosaccharomycetes; Schizosaccharomycetales; Schizosaccharomycetaceae
Product: DUF803 domain-containing protein
Exons: 1
Coding region: 275-1357 (360 amino acids)
Biological process (GO): magnesium ion transmembrane transport; magnesium ion transport
Cellular component (GO): membrane
Molecular function (GO): magnesium ion transmembrane transporter activity
Source: RefSeq, a predicted model, not a curated record